Messenger RNA from Anneissia japonica, 3222 nucleotides. Its product is annotated as crossover junction endonuclease MUS81-like. Gene Ontology annotation, biological process: DNA catabolic process; mitotic intra-S DNA damage checkpoint signaling; resolution of meiotic recombination intermediates. NCBI's taxonomy places the organism in Eukaryota, Metazoa, Echinodermata, Crinoidea, Comatulida, Comatulidae. Gene Ontology annotation, molecular function: crossover junction DNA endonuclease activity; DNA binding; 3'-flap endonuclease activity. Bases 299 to 2488 code for a protein of 729 amino acids. The record is from RefSeq and is a predicted model, not a curated record. Gene Ontology annotation, cellular component: Holliday junction resolvase complex; nucleus. The transcript is spliced from 17 exons.
CGAUAUUUGUUAAAUCGCGCCGCGCGCGUUUUUCAUUUCAUGCUGGCUUCAUGCACAUUGUACAAUUUUAUCAUGAAUUUGUCUGUCAAAGAGUUGUUUAUACAAUGGUUAACGGAAUGGAAAGAUGAAGCACAAGCUCAAUCAUGGAAAUCGCAAUACACAUAUGGUAAAGCACUGAGGUCUCUGAAGAAAUAUCCACUACCCGUCAAAUGUGGACAAGAUGUAAAGAUCCUUGAAUUUUUUGGAGACAAGCUUUGCAAGAUGCUGGACAAAAAACUGACUACAUACAAGGAAGAAAAUGGUAACAAGUCAAGAAAUAAAGCUGUCACUGCCAGGUAUGAGAAUUGAUAUUAGUGAAAGUGAUGAUGAAGCAGAUGCACCAGUACCUCCAAAAAAGAAACGAACAAAGGCAAAGCCCACGGCUACAGCUCCUGCUGCACCAAGGGAGUAUGUUCCUGCAUACCGCUCCGGGCCGUAUGCUCUUAUACUUACGCUAUACCGGGAUUUUCAGGAUGCCAGUAGCAAGGGAUUUAUGAAGAAACCAGAAUUACAAACAAAAGCUCAAGAUCUCAGUGAAAAGUCAAUGACAGUGGCUGAUGCAGAUUGUCAUUAUACUGCAUGGUCGUCAAUGAGUACAUUAAUCACAAAGGGAUAUGUUACAAGAGAAGGAAAUCCAUCGAGGUAUACUAUAACUCCAGCUGGAUGUGAUCUAGCCCAUAAACUAGAGGUUGGACAUGACCAAGCCAAGACCCUGACCAGGGAAGGCCCAAGUCCUAGGCUGCCUGUUGACCCAUUAAAGGCACCUCUACCAAGCCUUACAACUCUCCAGGCACCACAUAAGAAUAAGAUGAUUGUUCCUGAGCCUAGACCUGUUGCAGAUGCUCUGCCCCAUGGGACUGAGGAACCAGACUCUUUCCAGUACACCUACGUGGAUGACCAAGGCAGGGAAAUUUGCAGUAAAGACUCAGCUGUUGUUAUAAUUGAUGAUAACAUUGGAGUUGGUUUCCUAGUAAAGUGCAUCAAAAGUGAUUUAGCAAAAUUCAACAUCCAACAUCUGCCGGAUCCAAGAAAAGCAGCGCCAGGGAUGGAAUAUGUGUACAUUGACAACAACCAGGCAUUGGAUAUCUGUCCAGGGAUUAAGAAGAAACCAAAAGUGAAUAAACGCCCUCCUACAGAUAACACGAAAACAAGUAUACAAGCUAAGAAGCCAAAGAAGACAAAAGACCAUGAAGUGGGGCAGUACACUUCAAUUGCAGGAACAAAACAUCUCUCGUCCAACAUAGAUGCACAUGCAUAUGCACCAGCUACAACUUCUAAACACAUUUCAAAUCAUACCUACAAGCAGAAUUUUGCAACUGAUUUGGCAGGUGUUAGUACAUCCAGCAGAGCUGAUCUAACUACAAACAAGCUUGGAUCUGAUCAGACAGUGCAUGGUGUUAGUAAUUCCAACAGAUCCGAUCUAAAUUCAAACAAUUUGGGAGCUGAUUGGCAUGGAACUAUCAACAAGGACAAUGCUUUUAAAAGUACAUCAAAACCAGAAUUUAUCUUGCAUCCUGGGACAUUUGAGAUUAUCUUGUGUGUUGACAAUUGUGAGAUUGGAGGGGCAAGUAAACGAAAAAAACAAUUACUCGAAGGUCUUCAUAAAAACCAUGUCGUACUUGACGUUCGGAAGCUACAGGUUGGUGAUUUCCUCUGGGUUGCCCGUGAAAAGCAGAGCGGCAUUGUUGCACAAGCGACUGAUAGAGAAGCGGUGCUAGAUUACAUUGUAGAAAGGAAAAGAAUGGAUGAUCUGUGCGGUAGUAUCAAAGAUGGCCGGUUUAAAGAGCAAAAGUUCCGGUUAAAGCAGUGUGGUAUAAAUAAUCCAGUUUAUCUGGUUGAAGAGUAUGGAUCAAUGGACAACAUGAGUUUACCAAAAGCAACAUUACAACAGGCAAUUGUCAAUACACAGAUUGUGGACAAGUUUCAUGUUAAACAUACCUGUGGUAUACCGGAUUCUGUUGCUUACUUUACAGUGAUGACUAGAUACCUGCAAAGUACUUAUUCUAACAAGUGUAUAAAUGUUUACACAAGGGAAAACUUUGAGAACAUGAAGUGUGUGCCAAGUCUGAAUGAUAAAACCCAACACUUGAUGUCAUUCUUUGAAUUCAAUGAGAACUCUAUCAAAAACAAAGUUUUAACAACUGGUGAAGUAUUUGCAAAACAACUUCUGCAGUUUAGUGGUCUAACUGCAGAGAAGGCACAAGCUAUAGUCAAUAUUUACCCCACUGUAUCACAGCAAGCUCUGUGUGGAUCAAAAUGCAAGACCACUAAAUUCUAUGUGCUUUAUUUUUGUUCAAGUCUUCUUGAAGCUUAUUCAUCAUGUGUGUCUGAGAAGGAGGCUCAUAAGUUACUGUCAACUCUCAAAUUUGGAAAAACACAACGAAAUCUUGGUCCAGCCUUAAGUAGACUUGUUUACCAAGUAUACAACACCUCAGGACCGCUGACGUGAAAAUGUAAGGAUCUGAACGUAACUGCUGUAAGAUUUAAAGUGUGCUGGACACAUGCUGGGUGAUACCCAGGAUUUUAGAUGGUAAGGCUGUUUUUUCAGCAGCCUUUCCAAAUAUAAAAUAAUCCAAUAUUGAUAUCAAUACAAUAAUAUUUAUGUGGAAACAGAUUUAAAUUUACUGAUGGAGAUUUAGGGUGCGAUAAUGUGUGACAGUUGAUCAACACUUUUCUGGCAUACUUGCACUGUAGGAGAACCAUAGGCAAUGACAGAGAUUUCUCAAUGAGUGGCUGGAAGGUGCCCAACGAGAAGUUCAAGAUCCCCAACAGGGAGUCUGCACUCGCUUUAGCCCACCAUGAAGGAUAUGUUUUAAGUAUGGUUGCACCUCUAAGGUGCUUGGAAAUAGCACACUCAGACAGUAAAAGUUUUUAUCAAAGCAGAAUUCGCCAACAAAGUGAUUAUCUUCUUCGCCGAUGGGUGGGUUCAGGUUCUCCUAUGAGAGUUCUUAGUGCCAGUACUGGGAAGAAGGGUAUCAUAAUACUGACAAAUAUACCAGUUUAAAUAAAUCAUAAAGUAACUUGAAACAUAAUUUGAUAAUAAGACUUUUUGUUAAAUCAUUAUAUAGAUACCAUCCACAAUGCUAGAGAAAACUGUACAUAUUAUGUUAAACACAUAGAGCUAGUUAUAUUGUAACCUUAAUUUUAAUUUCAUAAUAAAUAUUCUAAUGAAAAAAAGUUAUU